Halichondria panicea is the source of this 1313-nucleotide messenger RNA. Its product is annotated as Krueppel-like factor 10. Gene Ontology annotation, biological process: regulation of transcription by RNA polymerase II. The record is from RefSeq and is a predicted model, not a curated record. The transcript is spliced from 3 exons. Lineage: Eukaryota; Metazoa; Porifera; Demospongiae; Suberitida; Halichondriidae. Bases 18 to 1007 code for a protein of 329 amino acids. Gene Ontology annotation, molecular function: DNA-binding transcription factor activity, RNA polymerase II-specific; RNA polymerase II cis-regulatory region sequence-specific DNA binding.
CGUGGCUGGGCUUACACAUGCUGGGAGCAUGCUGUACACUAUCAGCACUCUGCACGGCACUAAGGUUGCAUCAGAGCGUUAAUCUCCAAAAACACUUCACAGAAGGGCCCAGGAAUCAAUCAAUGGCCUAUCUAAGUCCACCGAACUCUCCAGAAAGCAAGACAAUGGAAUCUGAUGGAAUGUCACUACAGGACGCUGGAGCUCUCGACAGACGAACGACUACAGCCGUGGAAUCAUUGCUACGACUUGGCAACAGUCCCUCUCCCACCCCCCAGUCUAAUCAAUGGCGUCCCCCGUCACCCUCGCCCUCUGUUAUCAGUGGAAGUCCAGACAAUCAACUCUCACCCCUCAGGACCACCACUGAUGAAGGAAUUGCUUCGAAAACUCCCUCCCUCCCCACACCAAUGAUGCCAAGUGUAGGAAUUCCUAUCCUGCCCACCACUCUCAUACCAUCCUUCAUGAGUUCUAUGACCAGCAAUGGAGUUCCUAUCACCAUCAAUGGACAAUUUUUUCCACCGGGAAAAGUGGUAGUACUCUCGGAAGCCAACCAGCAAGCCAUCACACAACUUGUACAGACAAACCCUACACUCUCUGUGGUCCCUGUUCUAACCUCUUCUCCUGAAAUAAGUGACCCACCAAGCCCAACCUCUUCUGUUGAUGAUGACAGAGCGAAACCGUUUUCCUGCCAAGUCAGCGGGUGUAGCAAGAUGUAUUACAAGAGCUCGCAUUUGAAGGCGCAUAUGAGAAUACACACUGGGGAAAAACCGUACCUGUGUUCGUGGGAGGGGUGUGAAAGACGUUUUGCAAGAUCCGAUGAACUGGCUCGUCACAAACGCACACACACUGGAGAGAAAAAGUACGAAUGUCCAAUGUGUAAUCGAAAAUUUAUGCGAAGUGAUCAUCUGUCAAAACAUGCCAAGAGGCACUUGGCAGUUAAGAAAGUUCCUCUGUGGAAGCAAGAAGUGGAAAAGUUAAAGCAGAUGCAACUGAGUCAAAGUCAAGCAUAAACUCUUCUCUGUAAUGUCCGUUCAUUUUUGUAUUUUUGAGAUUCACAAAAUUCACAACGUCAUUUUACACGAGCUACAUUUACACGUACUGUCAGUACACUAUAGCUUACUCGCAUACCAUCGAACUGUCACUAUCCACACUAUCACAUUCACACACUGUCUUGUGUUUCAUGUUUUUGUUCCACUAUUACAUCAUAUUUUUGUAUUCAACUCAUCCUCAGUUCAGACAUUCCACUUUUAACUAUUGCACUUAGUAUAGUGUUUGGCUUGUCAGUAUAUAUUAUACUCCUUUUUGUGUGAAACAAA